CUUGCAGCUUGCCUUGCGCUUCGCUCCACCAAGCCCCUGCGACCCACUCGACGAGGGUGACCGUUUACUCCGGGAACUUGAAGAGCUGACGUCACAGCUACUCUUCCUUGUUGUUCUCUCCGUGCCUCGGCUGUGUGAGAGACCUGCAGCUACGUUUACUCGGCGAGUAAGCGACUCCACAUCCGAGUAAGGCAGCCGCCAGAGCCGUCGACGGCCUUCGAGUUCCAGGUUGUAGAGCACCGCCAACCCCUUCCGAGAGAGAUGUCCCAGGUUCCGGGUUUUGGCAAGAGGAUCGGCAACGCGCAACGGCUCGCCAUAGCAGGAGCGCGCAAAGAAUUCGGCAUGCACGUUACCUACAACGAACCAUUCAAUGCGGAAGCGAAGGAUUUCAGAGUCGAGUUCAAGAAUAAAUUUGUGAAGGAUUCAAAGAUCACUAUUGUCCUUGAGGUUUUAACCAACAAAUAUAUGGAGAUUUGUUACGAAGCGCUCGAGGACAGCAACAAGUACUUCUACGUGCGUCAAGAGCCGUUAGAUGGAAAGCUAUACGUGGGCAGCAAGCACCUGCAGUACAGCAACCAUCACCGUUACGACCUGCCUCUGAAGAGGGCGGUGACCGUUAUCAGGGGCAGAAUUUACGUCAUCCAGCUGGAGUGGAAGUCCGACGACAAAAUCGAGUUUUACUUGGACGGGGAGGCCUUUCUCAGUUCAAGACCCGCUGGGAGUAUUCUCAAGGACUGCGCGCGCCUGGUGCCCGGUGAGGAGUUUGUAGGUGACACCACCAAGAAGAUGCGCGGCUUCAAAGUCUACGAAGUGCACCACACUUCGUACAAAAAGAUGACCCUGACAGAACCGAACCACAGCUACACACUUCCUGCACAGUACAUCGUGGGAUUCGGUGGCCUCAUACGGUUCACAGGGACGUGCCGUAUGCGUGAGAAGAGCACGGGAGAGAUCAAAGUAUAUUACGGCGGCCAGGUUGCUGCCACACUGGGGGGCUUGCAGAAGGACCAGGAGAUGAUGGUCGUGAUCCACUUCCACGCCGACAGAAUGGCCAUCUCGUUACUGGGCGCGCCAGUUCCGAAGUCGGCGAUUGUGAUAUCCUUGACCAGAUCCUCAGCCGACCCAAUGAUCAAGGAUAUCAAAGUUACCCGAAACCUGCAGACGCACACCGUGGAAGUCUACACCGGCCUUUCAUCAGCCCCGUGAGACAAGUGUUGGGGCCGGGACUCGCACGACACCGUUCGGACGCUGCGGAGACGUUCGCCUCGACCGUAUACACGCGCCUCCGAAGCAGAGAACGAACGGUGUUCAAU
Dermacentor silvarum is the source of this 1313-nucleotide messenger RNA. RefSeq lists its product as uncharacterized. The transcript is spliced from 9 exons. NCBI's taxonomy places the organism in Eukaryota, Metazoa, Arthropoda, Arachnida, Ixodida, Ixodidae. The record is from RefSeq and is a predicted model, not a curated record. The coding region runs from base 262 to 1206 and encodes 314 amino acids.